Messenger RNA from Nicotiana tabacum (common tobacco), 549 nucleotides. Lineage: Eukaryota; Viridiplantae; Streptophyta; Magnoliopsida; Solanales; Solanaceae. The record is from RefSeq and is a predicted model, not a curated record.
AUGGGGGAGAAGAGGCAUCGCCAUUCUGGAGGAUUCAACAGUGCCCCAUAUGGGGGCAGGGGCCAGUUCAUGAGGGGUCAGUCCAGCAGGCCCACUUAUUUAGCACCACCGCCUUCUCGGGGUACGCCAAUGCGGCCUUAUUUUAGCGCCAUUUCAGAGAGCUCCUACCGUUCACCGGCUAUUCAGGGUUCUUCAAUUGGGUAUUCAGGUCUCCAGGGUCAGACUCAGGGUCAGUCAUCUUCCACACCGAAAGAGACUCCUACGAUUGAUUCAGUGUCCAUGGAGCGAGAGUUCUCCGAUGUAUUUCCUUCCGAUAUACCAGGCAUGCCACUAGAUCAUGAUAUCGAUUUCAGCAUUUAUUUGGCACCAGUGAAGUCCUUCGGCUUGACCAACACCCCGACGACAUUUAUGGAUUUUAUGAACCAGGUGCUCCAGACAUAUCUUGACUCAAUUGUCAUCGUCUUCAAUGAUGAGAUAUUGAUCAACUCGCGUAGUGUGGAGGAGCACGAGCAGCAUUUGAGAGUUGUGCUUCAGACCUUGCCAGAAUAG